UAGCAGAACAAACUAAUUAUCAUUCAUCUCAGUACCACCGUGACCAGUUGGUAGCUUUGAGAUCUUCGCCCCCCCCCCCAAAACACUUAUCUUAUUAAGAUCUACUUCACGAUAUGCAAGAGCUAUGGCAACAGGACCGCAACCGUUCUACUGCCUAUGGCAGAAGGAGCGCAUCCGUGAAAAGCUCUUCGAUUUACUAUCCAAGGAGGACAUCUGCAAUGUUCGACUCGCAUCUUCAGCCUGCUGUAACCUGGUUACCAAACGGCUAUUCCUACGAACCCACUUGACCUUCACCGCACACACCUUCACUCGGCAAAGCAGAAUAGAGGCAUUGUCGAGGAUAGGCCAACAUAUAGAACAUCUCACCUUUUAUUUUGCACACUCAGAUGCUACCUUCUUACCUCCUCUCAUCCACCCCGAGACUGGGCGAGAGAUCAGCUUCUUAUACAAGCCACAUACCUCCAUGGCAUCAGUCUUGGAGAGACCCAAGUUCGCCAACGAGGGGCUCGGCGAGAUUCUCACGGCGCAGUAUCCACCUCUAUUUCAUGCCGCAUCCAAUGUGCCCUCUUUCAUCAAUGCUAUGAAGCAUCUACCAAACAUGAGACAUCUCACCAUCAAGACUCCGGGCCAAGAUCCCCGGGAGAGAUAUCGGAGGGAUAUAGUUGACUACGCACUCAUUAGCCUCCGUAUAUCUCUCGAGAGGGCACCGAUAAAGAAGCUCUCGAAGCUUUCUUUAUCUUCCAUGCACCCUUCGGCGUUCAUCUACCUACGACACGUUAUGGGCUUCGGUUGUCUGCCAUCAGCGACUCGCCGGUGGAAGCAAAUCCGGAAGUUGCAUAUCUCUGUCGAGUCAUGGGACUUCUAUGGGACAUCGCCGGGGCUCGAUCAUCUCAAGAUGAUCGAUGAUUAUAUCCGCGACUUCUCCUCAAACCUGGAGAAGUUGAAGUUCACUUGGAUUGGCCAGAAGGGACCAAACCCACUGUCACUCGCAGCUGAUCCGUUAUUUGCGCCUCCUCGGAGCUCGCAGAAGUUGUUCAACGAGGUCACCUCCCCAAUGUCACCCCUCCCCCCGGCGCCGUCAAGGAAGCCUGUUGUCUUCCGCAAGUUGCGUUACAUGGCAAUUCGGAACGCGACCAUGAACGCACCUCAAGUAGCUGCCAUGGUUGCGGCGCAUCAACACAGCGUUCGGGAGUUCGACUUUGAGAACGUCGUUCUAAUUAAUGAGGACAGCUGGGACGAAGCUCUCUCGCCGUUAAUGAACAAGAAGUCACGUGGCAACAAGUGGACUCGACACUCAGCCGCGACCAUUAAUGAAGUCGCGAGUAUCCAUGUCCGGGAUCUGGAAGACGACAUCCCUGAUUAUUUCCCUGCUGAUUUCCCUGACCAUUUCCUCGAUGAUCUACCAGAGGAAUCACCAGCCGUCUCUGCAGUAUCCCAGGAGCUUCUGCACCUUGACUUAAAUGGUAGCGAUUACGAAAAUGAUGAUAUCCCUGAAGAAGUUGAGGACCUUGAAUUAUCUCCAGAAUUAGAAGCUGCCCGAAUAGCCAGCAUUUCCUUCCCGCACAGCCUCAAGAAACGCCGCGUUACGAAGCAGCAUCAAACAAAGAAGUCUAAACACGACCACGACAAAGACAACAAGCAGGGACAUCAUCGUCAAAAACGGGAGCAUCACCGGCAGCAUUCCAAGGAUUCGAUCGAGCAAUCAAAGGACAAGCCUCGCCGCCAUCGCCAUCAGCGUCACCAGAAGACCAAGAAACCCGUGGAGGACCCGCCGCAGACCCCUACUCCUCGUUCCAAGCACAGCCGCCAGCCCUCCAACGAGUCGCUCCAUUAUCGCCCCCAGGAACCACCUCAGCUAUCCAUCUCACCCCAGGGCUCUCCCGGUCAUCUAUUCGGCGAAGUCAGCAGCAUCUACUCCACCCUCUCACGCCGCCUCUUCGGCGAGGUCUCCAACAACAACCACUCAGGCUCCGAGCCAGAGCUCUCACACUCGCCCAUCGACGAGUCCGACUCCAUCGUAGACGAGUACUACCGGCCCAGCACGCCCACCAACACCACCAGCACGCCCAUGAUGAACAUCUCGGCGCCCAUCUUCUGCACGGCGCCCAGCAUGCCCGCGCUCCUCGAGCCCACCAUCUACGACCCCACGGCGGAGCUGUGCUCCGAGAUCUCCGCCGUGCAGCGCGACAUCGCGGCCGAGGAGGCGCAGCGCCUCGUCGCCGAGGACACCGACGUCCAGACUAGCGCACUGCGACGGGCUAGGGAGCUUGUGCUCAGUCGCUUGGGGCGCGAGUUCUCUUCUUCUUCCUCUGCUUAUUCUACGGAUACCAAAAAUCAUUACAAUGGCAGCGGUAGUGGUGGUGCGGGCCUUGUAAAAAAGCCCAGCAACGCGGGCAGCUUCCUCAGCAGCUCGCGGUUCCGCGAGGGCCUGUUUGGCAGGAGCACGGCGACGGUGAAUAGCUCGCUGCUGGGACAACAGGACCACAGGAGUAUGGAUGUGCCGAUAUUGUUUAGUCGGGCCUGAUUCUUUUUUUUUUCUUUUUUGGUGGUUGGUGUUACUGGUUUGAUGAUGAUGAUGAUGAUGGUUGGAGUGAAAAAAGGAAGACGAUGUGAUGUGAUGUGAUACGAUAUUAUGAAACUGACACCUUAUCUUAUGACUUGUAAUGAUGAACUACCAUGACUGACUAACUUACUACUUACUAU
Molecule: messenger RNA, 2703 nt
Organism: Hypoxylon fragiforme
Lineage: Eukaryota; Fungi; Ascomycota; Sordariomycetes; Xylariales; Hypoxylaceae
Exons: 1
Coding region: 125-2524 (799 amino acids)
Source: RefSeq, a predicted model, not a curated record